Molecule: messenger RNA, 2161 nt
Organism: Emericellopsis atlantica
Lineage: Eukaryota; Fungi; Ascomycota; Sordariomycetes; Hypocreales; Bionectriaceae
Exons: 1
Coding region: 229-1890 (553 amino acids)
Cellular component (GO): cellular bud neck; plasma membrane
Source: RefSeq, a predicted model, not a curated record
GGUGUCACAGCCCCGCUGCCCUCACCAACGACUUGACAUUGUCCAACGUUCAAGCGAGAGGGACACUUCAUUGCAUGGUCUCUAUACUCAGCCAGAGUUACCUUUCGACUGUCACUACCACGAUUUCACCCAACAGUCGACAUUGGAGCCGAAGUGACCACGCGCGCCUAGCUCAUUGAACAGUACGACGACCCUUUUUCUUCUUCAGAAGAUAUAAAAAACGCCAGGAUGCCAUCGAUUGAUGUUGCAAUGGCUUCCAGCCUACGCCAAGGGCCAUGGGAGCGCAUCCGAGACAGCUUGGUACGCAGUCCGGCUACACACUUGGUGCAGAGAAGCAUUGUAGACGAUACAAAGAACAAAGUUACCGACAUCCAGACAGCGUUGUCCAGCUGGGACAAUUGCAUGGCGGCCGACUUUUGCAAAUGGCCCGCCAUUGCCAUCAUGGUGGUUGGAGGCCUCAUCAUUCUCGCCAUCGUCACCUGCAUCGUUCGUUGUGCGUGCUGCGCAAAGUCGUGCUGCUGCAGCUGCUUCGCUUGCUUCAAGUGCUGCGGCAACUGUUGCGGAUGCUGCGAUGCGCCAGGAGACCGGAAGCACAAGUAUCUGGAUGAGCCAUACGUCCCUCCUCAGCAAGGCUACCGGACCGAGGCUCCCAUGCACGCUUUCCCGCCCGCUACGGUUGGCGUCACGCCCCCACAGUACGCCGAGUUCGAGACCAAGAAGCAAGGCGAAGAUUCGCUGCCCCAAAUGCCCAGCUGGGAAGGCGCCAACUCCAAGAAGGUUGAGCUGGAAGAAGAGGAGCAUGAGAUGAAUGACCUCAAGAAGCCUCCCACGGAGCCCAAGAGCCCACUCGCUGGCGUCGGUGUGUCUCCGGUCCCCGGCCCCGGCCCCGGACGCAAUAGCCCAAUGCCUAGGGAGAACUUUAAUGCGCCAUAUGGGCAGGGUCAGCCUCAGUUGCCGAACAUGAUGCCUGCGCCCUCGCCAACACUACACAAAGAUCCAUACACCUCCACCAACCCCUACGACUCCCAGGACAAUGGAUUUGGGCUCGACCAGCCUUAUGAUCUUCCCCCAGCUGGCAUGGCGCCUAUGCAGAAUGGCAGGAACUCGCCUGGGCCCGGACGUCAUGGCUAUGGUCCCGGACCUGUCCACGAUCCCAGGGGCACCCCCAAUGAGAUGGGCUCUGGUUAUGCCGACAUGCCUCCAGGGCCGGGCGAAUUCGAUGAUCGGGGUGCCUUUCAGAACGGCCCUGCCCCUGGACCCAUGGGCGCUGCUGCUGCUGGCUACGGCAUGCGUCACGGUCCUGGCGCCGACCCUUAUGGCCCAGCCCCGCGAAUUGGUAGCCCUGGCCCGGCCCCGAGGAUGGGUAGCCCCGGGCCAGGACGGGGUCCUGGCAGUCCUGGCGCUGGGUACCGAGGACUCCCUGGUCCCAACCGGGCUGGGAACAACAGCCCCGCGCCGUAUGGCAUGGAUCCUCGUAUGAGGAACUCGCCUGGACCUGGACCUGGACCUGGGCCUGGGCCCGGACCCCGGGGAUCACCAAGACCUCAUGCUGACCCUUACGGUCGUCCCCCCAGACAAUCACCUGGACCCAUCAACACCAACUACGGGUCUCCUGCCCAAAGUCCUCGACGAGAGAACUUUGACCGCGCCUACUCGCCCGGUCCUGACCGUCAAUAUGCCCAGUCACCGCGCAUCAUGCAUGCGCCCUCGCCGUUGACUGCGUAUGAAGAGCCUCCCUCCUCACCUAUUGUGAACAACUCUGGGUUCGACUUUAACUCUGGAUUCUCUCGACCCCAGACUGCGGAUGGCAACCCCCAUGAGCAACGGAACAACGAGCCAGCCGAGCCGAAGCAGGAGUACCCAGGCUACAAGCCGUACCGCCCGUCGUGAGGACAUCUGGUAGUUGGCGGACGUGGGAAUGAUUUCUUCAAGGCGUUAUGGGGAACAGGUGCCGGUUUUACUUCAAGUUUUGGUAUAGACACUUUAGGAGCAUGGACAGCGUUCGUUCCGCUUCGUACACUCAUUCGAAAUCAUCUAGGGACUAUUUAGUCGUUGGCAGUGGAAGAGCCACGACUUCUUGGGAAAAUUUGUCACCAUCAUAUAUACAGCAUUUGAUACCUUGCUCGCAAUCUAUUUGUUUUAUGAUUCACCUAGCAGGCUC